UCAUGUGUCAACAUCCAGGGUUUCCCCCGGGGAGGCGUAACGUUAACGUUAUUCCACAAAACCCGAGGUUGCUUUGAGGACCCGUUUUAUUUUUGUUAGCCUGUUCAUCGUUGGAGGCCGCGGUGUUUCUGACCGCGAAGACCAGAAGGCGAACGUCGGCUCCUGCUGCUUUGACGUUAGCUAACGUUAUUGUAAACGAUGACAGAGUACAAAGUGCGAAUAGCGUCUCCAAUCAUUUAAUACUAUCUGGGGACCUGUUAGCUUAGCCAGCUAGCCUGGUAAUUCAAUUACAGCAAGGGAACAGGGCGAAACACACUGCUGACAUGAUGUUUCCUCAAUCAAGGCACUCGGCGUCUUCUCAGUCCAGUCAACCCCUCAAGUUCACCACUUCUGACUCCUGUGACCGCAUCAAGGAUGAGUUCCAGUUCCUCCAAGCACAAUACCACAGUUUGAAGUUGGAGUGUGAUAAACUGGCCUCUGAAAAGUCAGAGAUGCAACGUCACUAUAUCAUGUACUAUGAAAUGUCCUAUGGGCUGAACAUUGAAAUGCACAAACAGGCGGAAAUAGUGAAGAGACUGAAUGGGAUUUGUGCUCAGGUGCUGCCUUACCUGUCCCAGGAGCAUCAGCAGCAAGUGAUGGGUGCCAUAGAGAGAGCCAAGCAGGUCACACCUCCUGAGAUGAACUCUAUCAUACGGCAACAGCUCCAGGUGCAGCACCUGUCCCAGCUCCAGGGCCUGGCCUUGCCCGUGACCCCGCUGCCCCUGGGCCUCACCCCCCCCACCCUGCCCGCCGUCUCAUCCAGCUCUGGCCUGCUCUCCCUCUCCUCCAUCCUGGCCAACUACUCCCACGGCCAGGCCCAGGUGGUGAAGGAGGACAAAGCCCGGGACGCCGCAGAGAGAGCACCCAGAGGAGAGGACGGGGACAAGUCAGACUAGUGCCGACACAGCUGGGAGGUUUGGAGGGGGAUUUUAUGGGGUGAAGUGUCGAAAAAAGAAAGGUGAAACUGUAACUGUAAAUGGAGAUUGAUGUAAGUCUGGCUUCCUGUCUGCUGAGUGUUAAUGUAGAAGAGUAACUGCAGGGAUGAUGACAAGCAGAGAGGACGGAGUUUAAGCUUUUGGAUGUGCAGAGAAUGAAACUGCUGAAUGACUGAGAGUGAGAGUUCUUAUUAUUUAGGGGUAAUAGACUCAGUUCAGGCUUCUAGACUUUAAAUAUAUGCUUUUUUUUUUUUUUUUUUUUUUUUUUUUAGUGUAAGCCACUGUUGGUAGGCUUAACCUAGAUAAAUGUUUUCCCAUUUGAAGAGAGAGCUGAGGAUGAAAGCUAACAGCAGUCUCCUUUACAUGGAUCUGCCUCUCACAGGUUUAUUUUUCUUACUUCUUAUUGUUAUCAGAUCUGUAUUCAAUGUAUUUUUUUUUUUGUUUGUUUGGUUUUUUUUUUAGUCCCUCUGAUUGUUUCUUACUGGCCGCUGUCUGCUCCUUUUCCUCCUCGCAUGACGUACAAUAGCUCAAUAUCACCGCUUUCCAAAAUGUUGACUGGAGCUGUUUGGACUGUGAUAUUGUGCAUUUAUGUACUUGGAGCCAAAUUAAACCUUAGUCGGAUGUCAAAUGGGAUGUUUUAAAGGGACCUUUCACUUGUCAGGUGCAUUCAAACCCUUCAAAACCUAAACCUCCUGUUUUCAUAUGACCAACCACUGGAUGCAUUACCUUAGCUGUGUACCUCAAUCCCAAAUAAAUGGGAUUUUAUUCCAUUAAAAACCCUAUAGUUUGUACAAAUGGUAGUACACCCAGCUUGGGAGUUAAUUUGUGUUUCAUAGGCCUAGCUGCUGCUGCUGCUACACGCGCUACAUGGCACGGACCAUGACUCGUCUUUAAAUGACAAGAAUUACGCUCUGAAAAAAAAUUGAAUUUAUUUUGACAUGUUGUUUUCGUGAAGUUAAAGACAGGCUAUAAUUAGUCUAUAAUUGUCUGUGUGUGCUCGAGUGAAUGUGAUUGGAAAGAAGAAAACACUUGCUUAAUUAAACUUUUUUUUUUUUUUUUUUAAAGCACCUUUUAUUUUUUCCUCACCCCCCUGCAUCAGCCCUUUCCCCUUGCUGGUCAACUCUUAGACAAACUUGAACAGGAUCUAAACUUCAGAACCAGAUGGUCAUCACCAACAGACUACUAUAUAUCUGUAAGUUAGAAGAGCACUUCAGUUUAUACUGAGACUGUGUGGAGCACCUGUCUUUUCUUUUCCUAUCUUGUGUGUGACUAUAAGGGGGGGAUCUUCCCCUUUUUUUCAUUUUCCCAUUGUUUUGAUGAAGAAUGUGUCCUGGGUGAGUUGCUAAAGCUCUGUAAGCAACGGCAAACGUGCGUUCCUUAAAAAAAAUAACAUUUUAACAAAAUUAUUACAAUCGGAAUUUGUGCUGUCGACCAAAUUCUUGGGUCUUUCGUGCAAAAAACCAGGCUGGUUUUUAUAUUCAGAACAUUUUCAAACAAAAGCUGUGUCCCAACUCCAUACUAAAUAUUGAUUCUAUAAAGUAUUAAAAAAAAAUAGAAUUUUGUCGCUAGAAUUUUUCAGAGUGGCUAUAGCCUGAUGAUAAUCCGACCAAAUGGCCAAUUUCAUUAAUCGGACAUUCACACCUACUUUACACUGUGAUUGGCCAGCUGUGCAGAGGGGAGACGAUAAGCAGGGUUUGAACUUCUGCCUCUACCUCACCUUAUUAAUUCUUCACGUAACUAUUUCUUUCACUCUGUGUGUGAGCAAAUUAGUGCAACACUCUGAAUUCACUCCAGAGGGAGACUGUCUGGAAAUAUGCAGCGUUAUCUCCAUAUUUAAACGAUCGUCGCAUCCCACCCAUUUCUAUGACGGCCGGCUUUUUCACUCUGCCUUCGAGUGUUGCUGUUGUGAUCAGCUAUAAAAAAUGUUGCCUUUAGUCACGGUUGGACAACAUGACAUACAUAAGUUAUAUUUUAGCAUACCGGACCUUUAUUCUAACAAACUAAACUCAAAACAGUUGGCAUACAUACAAAAAACACCUGAUUUGUGAGUGUACUGUUGAUGGACACUAUUGUCCCAUAAUGCAAUGCGCAAAGUAAAUGGAGGAGCUUGUCUUAGCUGUGGAAAAAUAAAACUGAUUGUUGAAAAGUAAUUGUGAUGGUGUUGGUUUUUGGAAAAACGUUUUACUGUCUUUUUUAAGUUAAAUUUGCAGUGGUCACAGUUUAUUUGUCAUCCGGCAAAGUGAGUGUUGCGUCACUUCUUGUAAGUAUAAAACUGCUAAGUGUACUGAUUUCUUGUAUACUGACAGCAAAAACAGUUUACUAUCAACGUUAUUAUAUAGUACAUACUGUAUGCAAAUAGUAUGGAAUUGGGACACAGUUUACGUCUGAGAAACAGGAAAGUUCAUGUUUCAGGCAGCAGAGGGCAGCAGCGCUCUCACAUUGGUCAUUAGUAUAAAGACACUCACAAGGCUGACAUCCUUGAGGCAUGUAAAGAGGUCCAGGUCAGUCUGGUAAGUCAACAUUAUUGUCACAGCUGUCCUCUUCUCGUCUUCUCUUUCUGAUCGUGGGCCGAGCACCGGUACUCUGCAGGUAUUGGCUGUUACUCCCCUGUAAUGUGAGCGCUUUCCAGAACUUUGACAACCCACCUUUUAAUGUCUGAGCACGUCCCAAGAUUGGCGCUUAAACCUUUCUCUCUGUAUUUCAAAUUUGAAAAAGCACUUAAGUUGUGGCACAGUGCUCUUUUUUUUUUUUUUUUUUUCUUCUUCUUCUUCCUGUUUGUGCUAGUGUUGGGGAGCUGCAGGGUUUCCCUCCCUGGAGAUUUGACUUUGAUAUAUCGAGUGCGAGAACAGAUCAGUUAGUCAUGUGCACUCUUUAUGCUGACGUCGGUCUCUGUAGAAAACCUCCUUUGGCAAAACUCAGACAUAUGAAUGGUAUGUGUGUUUGUUUUUGCUGUGAAGGGCCAAUUUGUAUACAUAUGAAUAUAUCAAUAUACAUAUUUUUUAAAGCAUUUUUGUAUGUUUCAAAGCUGCUUUUUAACGUGUGUGUAUCAUGGAAGACUUAAGUGUUGUAUGUGUGCAUUACAAGCCUACAGUAAGAGGCACAAUGUUGUAUUCCAUGUCGUUUUUCCUGUUUUUUCUCUCCCAUUCUCUCAGUAGGCAGUAACACUUAACAUUGUUUUCUAGGUUUGUAAAUGUUUUAUCCUUUUUUUUUUGUGCAAACAAAAACCAGUUUAAUGUGUUUAUGAACACAGUCUCAUUUUAAAUAUACCUGGGGCAAAAAAAAAAAAAAAAAAAAAAAUGUAAACAAGCAACUGUGUACUCUAAUGAGAAUGAAUCAACCUUUUAGCAGUAAGGAAGCUUCUCUGGUGCCUUACAAAUAAAAGACGUGAUUGAGAGUGGUCAUUUGUCUUUGCAUGCGAAAAAAUACUGAAACAAUCUGAGGGACAGAAUGGCAACAUUUAAAGGGCAUCAGAAUCACUUCAGCACUGGCUUACUGAAGCUUGGACUCAUGAACAGUAGCAUUUUGGAGC
Messenger RNA from Xiphias gladius (swordfish), 4503 nucleotides. RefSeq names its product TLE family member 5-like. Gene Ontology annotation, biological process: negative regulation of canonical Wnt signaling pathway; regulation of DNA-templated transcription. The transcript is spliced from 7 exons. Gene Ontology annotation, molecular function: transcription corepressor activity; protein binding. The record is from RefSeq and is a predicted model, not a curated record. Gene Ontology annotation, cellular component: transcription regulator complex; nucleus. NCBI's taxonomy places the organism in Eukaryota, Metazoa, Chordata, Actinopteri, Istiophoriformes, Xiphiidae. The coding region runs from base 324 to 935 and encodes 203 amino acids.